CAGCAAACAUCAUACCACCAUAUUUCCGCCAAACAAACCCGUCCUUCGAAGAUCGCUUUGUACCUCUCAGUUUCAACUUCUAUCUUCUUGAGUAGAAUCCACAACCUUUAGAUAAAAUGGCAGCCCGAGCUAUCCUUCUGCUCAAAAAACUCGACACGCUCACCGAUGCGGAGUUCUACAAAUACAUGGAAGGGACACACUCAGACUCUAUCUUGAAGGUCCCCUAUAUCAAGGAGAAGAAUAUCACGUUCUCUUCGUUCCGUGUCGACAAGGUCCUCUCAUCCAGCAUCGGUUUUCCGAUGUCAGAGUUCGAUGGCGAAUUCAAUUUCUGGUGCUCUUCAAUGGAGGAUCUCAUAGACCUGUUUAGUGAUCCAGAGUGGCAGCGUAUUGUUGUAGAUGACGGAGCAAAUUUCAACGAACAACAGGAGGGAAGAAUGAUGAUUGGGUACGACACGGACUUACUUCCUGAUAGGACUGGUAGGAAGCUUCUAUAGAGGUUAAUUUUACGUCUAUGACACGCCUUGAGGUCAUCACACGUGGUCCAUAUAUCAGGAUUCAUCUGUCGUGCCGUGGACUGAAGGGGGUCAGGCGAUUUGCUGAAGAGGUGUCGUCCUCCAUUAGAUCAGGCAGUCGU
This is a messenger RNA of Mytilinidion resinicola, 634 nucleotides long. RefSeq lists its product as uncharacterized. NCBI's taxonomy places the organism in Eukaryota, Fungi, Ascomycota, Dothideomycetes, Mytilinidiales, Mytilinidiaceae. The transcript has 4 exons. Gene Ontology annotation, molecular function: oxidoreductase activity. The record is from RefSeq and is a predicted model, not a curated record. Bases 117 to 494 code for a protein of 125 amino acids.